AUGUUGGAGCGUGACGACAUCACAGAUGACUUGUCAACCAAUUCCAACGAUGUCUCUUUUUUUUCUUUCUUUUUUUCUUUCUUUCCUUCCUUGUUCUUUCUUUCUUUCUUUCUCUUUCUUUUUCCUUUUCUUUCUUUUUGCUUCUUUCUUUACUUCUUUCCUUCUUUCUUUCUUUCUUUCUUUCUUUCUUUCUUUCCUUCCUUCCUUCUUUGUUUCUUUCUUUCUUUCUCUGUUUCUCUGCUUCUUUCUUUUUCCUUCUUUUCUUUCUUUUUGCUUCUUUCUUUACUUCUUUCUUUCCUUCCCGGCCCAACCCGACCCCCCGGUAGAACACCGCCGCGUUUUAUUUCCCCCACCUCUGCAGGCAGCGAGAAGAAGUCGGGUUGCACAGGAGAGGGCGUGGGUGAAAUCAACCGGAGGUCAGUUCCACACUUACGUUUACUCCGUGAAUCCGGUUCAGGUCAGUCUAUUCAUAUCUAUCUAUUCAUUAUCUAUCUAUCUCGCAGUCUGUUCAUAUCUAUCUAUCUAUCCAUCUAUCUAUAUAUAUACUUAGUUCAUAUCUAUCUAUCUAUCUAUCUAUCUAUCUAUCUAUUUCCGGCUACUCAUGUUUAUCUAUCUAUCUAUCUAUCUAUCUAUCUAUCUAUCUAUCUAUCUAUCUAUCUAUCUCAAUUUCUUAAUAUGUAUCACAAUUCCUUCAUAUCUAUCUAUCUAUCUAUCUAUCUAUCUAUCUAUCUAUCUAUCUAUCUAUCUAUCUGUGCAUCCUAG
Molecule: messenger RNA, 762 nt
Organism: Acanthosepion pharaonis
Lineage: Eukaryota; Metazoa; Mollusca; Cephalopoda; Sepiida; Sepiidae
Source: the annotation of a GenBank genome assembly